GCCUUAUCUAACACACUGCUUACUCUCCUAGCAGAAAACACAAACGAACCUUGUUGGCAAGGAGGUUAGAAAGCUUUGUCAACGUCUUGAAAUAUCUUCCUCAUAGUCAAUAUGGUCCAGUGUAAUAUUGAAAACUUCAACAAAAUAUGCAGUAGCAUUAAAGUAACAAAGUCCAAUUCAGUUGAUGUGAAGAAAAUUCCUGUUUUGCAACACAAAACUCACGAUGGCAGUGUGCCUGGAUUUUCUUCCUCACUUGUCACUCUUGCUAAGACAAACAAUAAACAGUUGCUUGGUAACACCUUGGAAGAACAAGCACUAGUCCGCCAAUGGAUGGAUUACGCUGCAUCUAGCGCCAAUUAUGUAGAUGUACCUCAUGUUUCCAAGCAAAUUUUAAAGGAUGUUAAUGCCACUUUGGCGGAUCGAACUUAUAUUGCUGGCAAUUUUAAGUCUCUGGCUGACAUAGUCCUUUACCAUCUCUUAUUCAAAACUGUGAGUAACUUCACAUUCCAAGAGAAGGAGCAGUUCGUUCAUCUUUCCCGAUGGUACAAUAAUUUGCAGCAAGACAAUAAUAUCCGUGGUUCUAAUGCGUCUGUAACUUUCAGUAGAACUCUCUUGUAUUGAAUCAGCCUUAAGUUUAUUAUUUAUCAAAUUUGUGAAAACCUGUGGAAUCCAUGAAGUAAUAAGGGCAAACAGUAAGAAAUUCUUGGCCCAGACACAAAAUUAGGUGGGCACACGAGGUCAAAACAUUAAAUUAAUACUAAGCGAAGAAAGAUUCUGAAAUUUGUGGAAAACGCACCGUCAAGAUAUUAUGCAAAGUGCACAAUAAAAGAUUAAAUUGAAGUCUA
Molecule: messenger RNA, 845 nt
Organism: Thrips palmi
Lineage: Eukaryota; Metazoa; Arthropoda; Insecta; Thysanoptera; Thripidae
Gene: AIMP3
Product: eukaryotic translation elongation factor 1 epsilon-1
Exons: 4
Coding region: 112-621 (169 amino acids)
Biological process (GO): positive regulation of DNA damage response, signal transduction by p53 class mediator
Cellular component (GO): aminoacyl-tRNA synthetase multienzyme complex; nucleus; cytoplasm
Source: RefSeq, a predicted model, not a curated record